UUUUGACAGAUGAUUGCACGGAUUAUGAAUGGGUUUUCGUAGUUGUUGUAGUAAAAUCCGAAUAAUUCGAUAAACCGAUUAAAGUAGAAUAUAUUAGCAUAGUGUACAGUGUAUAAUCCGUGUGUUGAGAAAAGGUUCUAGUAGAGAAAUGCAUUCAUGUCGACAAUUGAUUUACAGCCCUGCGAGAUGGAAAUGUGUUCUACCAGUUAAUCUCAAGCCAACAGUUCUUUCUCUUAAAUCUGAUCAGAUAACAGCACUAGAAUGUCGGCAUUACUCGGCUCGAAAAGGUUUCUUCUCAUCCAUCAUCGAAAACAUCAAAGAGGAUAUAGAAAAAAACAAAGAGAUGAAAGAAAACAUAAAAAAAUUCAGAGAAGAGGCACAGAAACUUGAAAACUCUGAAGCCCUGCAGGCUGCUAGACGGAAGUUUCAUGCUGUUGAAUCAGAAGCCUCCAAAGGCUCCGAGGUGUUGAAGGAGACCAUCGAGGGCAUCAAGGGCAAGAUGGGCCACGUGCUGGAGGAAGCCAGCAAGACUGAGAUUGCCAAGAAAGCAGGCAAAUUGUCAGAAGACUUAUCCAAAACGGCAAAAGACGCGGCCGAGAGCAUCGCCGACACGCGACACAAGAUCGGCAGGACGUCCGCCUUCAAGACCAUUUCACAGGCUACUGAAGUGGUGAAAAACGAGAUGGCGCCGAGAGGAUUGGAGGGACGGGUGUAUACCUCGCCAUUAUCGUUAAGAAAACGGGUGGAGGUGGCGUCGAUGGAGCGGUCCUUCGAGGCAGACACUGAGACCACGGGCGUGGAGCUGCACCGAGACUCCAAGUUCUACCAGCAGUGGGAGGACUUCAAGAACAACAACCAGUACAUCAACAAGGUGCUCGAUUGGAAAAUAAAAUACGAAGAAUCGGACAACCCAGUGGUCAGAGCCUCGCGUUUCGUCACGGAAAAAGUCGGCAGUCUCUUCGGCAACAUUUUCGAAAAGACCGAACUGUCCAAAACGCUCACCGAAAUCUGCAAGAUCGACCCUACCUUCACCCAGCAGAAGUUCCUAGAAGACUGCGCCAACGACAUCAUCCCGAACAUUCUGGAAGCGAUGGUCAGAGGGGAUCUAGAGAUUCUCAAAGACUGGUGCUACGAGGGAGUGUUCAAUAUCCUGGCGACGCCCAUCAAGCAGUGCAAGCAACUCGGCUACCGUCUCGACUCGAAGAUAUUAGACAUCGAGCAGAUAGAGCUGGUCAUGGGCAAGAUGAUGGACCAGGGCCCGGUGCUGGUCAUAACAUUCCAGUCGCAGCAGAUCAUGUGUGUGCGCGACGGCAAGAAUAACGUCAUCGAGGGCGACCCAGACAAGGUCAUGCGGGUCAACUACGUGUGGGUGUUAUGUCGCGACCCGCAGGAGCUCAACUCUAAGGCGGCCUGGCGCUUGCUGGAGCUCUCGGCCAACAGUGUGGAACAGUUGAUCUAGUGCAGUGCCCAUGUACAUAGUAGCGUAAUUCGUUGUUGACGAUUAGAGCGUUUUCGUAGGCCUCCGGUGACCUUUUCGAAACAUUCGCGUCUGUUGUUGUUCGGUUAUCGUUAAAUAUGCGGCCGUCGCCUUUCGAAGUCAAAUACGUAGCUCGGUUUUAGUAAACGUCGACGUUGUUUCUGUUAAUUACGUUUUCUGAAGCCGAGCGAACACACAUUUCGAAACGUGCCCGGCUCCAAAUAUGAAUGAUUCGCGUAUAUUUAUUAAUGUGACGAAUAAAUAAAAGAUCUACUUUCUGUUUUAGUGGAAGUCAAACACAUUUUAGUUGCAAUCGGAUUACUCUGUGUAAUUUAUACUUGUUCAGGAAUUUGUAUUUUUAGUUUUGAAACUCACUGAACUCUGAAUGUUUUUAGCCGAGGGCUCAAAUAGAUUGGCCUUGUUGUUUACCAAUGAAAUGUUACAUAGCUUGCCUAAGAAAUUAUAAUACAUUCUAGGGCUCUGUGAGUUUUUUUACGUUUUGAGUUAUAGUUUGUUUAUUUUUUAACUGUAUUAGUUUAUUUUAUAAUGGUUUAUAUUUGUACUAUAAACGGAUUUACUUAAUUUUUACGGACAUACGAAUUUUGAAUCGUAUUUUCUGAGCAAUAUACACAGGAGUAUUGUUUUGCCUGUAAAAUAGCAAUGAAAGUGUAAUUUAAUAUUUGUUCAGUAUGGUUGUUUGUUGAUUAGCAUAACAGACAAGGAAUGUAUUUAUUUAACAAAAGAUCGCCUACCUAUUAAAAUGUACAGAAAUUCAAUAA
This is a messenger RNA of Ostrinia nubilalis (European corn borer), 2256 nucleotides long. RefSeq names its product mitochondrial import inner membrane translocase subunit TIM44. Gene Ontology annotation, biological process: protein import into mitochondrial matrix. The coding region runs from base 149 to 1459 and encodes 436 amino acids. The record is from RefSeq and is a predicted model, not a curated record. The transcript has 8 exons. Gene Ontology annotation, molecular function: protein-folding chaperone binding. NCBI's taxonomy places the organism in Eukaryota, Metazoa, Arthropoda, Insecta, Lepidoptera, Crambidae. Gene Ontology annotation, cellular component: mitochondrial inner membrane.